Molecule: messenger RNA, 5649 nt
Organism: Stegostoma tigrinum
Lineage: Eukaryota; Metazoa; Chordata; Chondrichthyes; Orectolobiformes; Stegostomatidae
Gene: ptpro
Product: protein tyrosine phosphatase receptor type O
Exons: 27
Coding region: 329-4048 (1239 amino acids)
Biological process (GO): axon guidance; negative regulation of canonical Wnt signaling pathway; podocyte differentiation
Cellular component (GO): glutamatergic synapse; GABA-ergic synapse; plasma membrane
Molecular function (GO): protein tyrosine phosphatase activity; Wnt-protein binding; cadherin binding
Source: RefSeq, a predicted model, not a curated record
UAGAGAAAGAGAAUGAGCUGUUUGUGCGGCCGAUAUUCCGUGCCUAUUGAUUAAAUGCAACACAGCCCACUGAUGGAGGAGCGCAGGACGGAGGCAAUCAGUCUGUCGAAUGAAUGCGUGCUUUAGGCAGGCUCGAGGACACAUCUUUGCAGUGGUGUACCCACAAGCCAUAGUCGUGACAGUAAACGUGAGGGAGGAACACCAUCGGGACCCAGUCUGCGGGAUGCAGAGUGAGCGGGAGACAGUGCGAAUGAUCUGAUGCUGCAGGAAAUCGCCAUUGUCUGUGUCAGCAACCUAACCUCCUGCUAGGUCUCGCCAUCUCUAUUAAAUGCAUUGGGAUCUGCAAAGAGGAGCUAUCUGCUCAAUGGUGCUUGUUAUUGUUUUUUUCCUUUUCGCCGUAAAGAGUGCUGCUGCGAUCUCUGCUACAGUAAGUGAUGACAACAAAAUCAUUGUGUCACUCCAGCCAUCUGAUGUGACGAAUGGAUCUUCUCUGUACUAUGUGAAGAUAACACAGUCUGUUAACCUGACUAAUUAUAAACUGCAGUUCAAUUACUUCAACAGUACGCUCCCUCCCCCUGUGGUCUUCAAUGCUUCUUACCAUGGGAUCUACUACUUAGUGACCCUACUGACUGGCAACUCAAAAUCAACCGUUAAGCCAGUCCAUUUAGUUGCUGUACUAACAAAACCACUCCCAGUCAACAGUGUGGCCGUAUACGACUACAAGCAAUCCCCACAAACUGGAGUUCUGUUUGACAUUCAAUACCCAAAGCAGACCACUAACUUUUUCUCAAGAUUAAAAUUAAGUUACUUGGAAGGCAGUUAUUAUCGAACGUCACUCCACAAAGAUUUUCUGAAGGGCAAGUUAAUUUUCAACACUUGGCUACCUGGAACAUGCUACAGUAACAUUACAUUCCAACUGGUGGCAGAGGCAAAUGUCAAUCAAGUUCCAUUAAUGGAGUACAGUGCCAUUGGCCAUGAGCCAAAACAUCAUCGAACAGUACCCUACCCCCCGAGUAAUGUGUCAAUGAAGAUUGUGUACAAGAGACAUCAAUCUGUCAGUGAAAUUCAUGCUGGCCAUGAACGUUAUUCUCUCAACGUGACUAAAACUGCCGAUGAGCGAAGCAAUGCAAUUGAUACUGAGAUCAGUGACCUUACAGCAAACCAGUCAGCCGAACAGGGAUAUAAUAAAUUCAUCAAUGACAUUGAAAAGAAAAUGAAAGCUAACUGGGCGCUGGAGUUCCAUGCAGACAGUAAAGAGAUUUCAGCGAGUGGAAGCGAUUAUUUAGAUGUAAUGAAUGCUACUGAAGGCGAUUCUCCAAAUGUUAAUUACACGACCACAGAGUCUGUGCACUCUGUGACCAGUCCAGAAACUGUGUGGCUUGUGCUCCAGUGGUUCCCACCAAAAUCAUACACAACUUACGAUGGCUUCAACAUUUACAUCCAAAGGGAAGAGAACCCUGCUGAAGUUUUCACAGUAGAAAAUGACAGUUAUGUUUUCGAGCUGGAACUCCAAGAGGCGGGAAAAUACAACGUCACUGUAACAACUGUCAGCUCCUUUGGGAUCUGUCCAACUAGAGAGAGCUCACCCAAGAAAGCCUUGACGUUUUACCUAAGUUCCUCUGGGAAGUGGUUUAAGGAGGUCACUGAAAGCCCUCAGAAUGUUGCUGUGAAGAUACUGAAUUCUAUUACAGCCCAAGUAUCCUGGAUCCACUCGCAACAAACCAACUACAAUAGUAUUGUGUCGAUCAUAUCUCUGUCCUGUCAGCAGCAAUUAGAGGGGCAGAGAAUUGAGUCCCGUUAUUGCUACCAGGUAAAUCUGAGUAGUAACAUCAUCGAAAACCUGAUGCCAGGAGCGUAUUACCAGGUCAUGGUCUACUUGAAAAACGGGCCUGCUGUUGGUCCUCCUUCUCUCCCAAUUACAUUUGGUUUGAACCCAUCAGGAGUGAAGAACCUGAUACUAUACCCUUUGGGCCCCACAGCAGUAGUGGUGACCUGGAGCAGACCUUACUCUGUGGUGUUUAAAAAGUACGUUGUGGAAAUGUACCAUCAUGAUCCGCAGAACCAAAACUCAAAAUGGAAAACCAUUCAAGAUAUUCCAUUCACAAUUGCCUUAACAACCUCGAUGACUGUGACUAACCUGCAACCAGCUUCACGUUAUGAGUUUCGUGUUACAAUGGUGUCUUGGGGAGACCCUGAAAUGAGCUGCUGUGAUCGAUCUAUAAUGAGCUACAUAACAGCACCACUAGCUCCGAAGAUUACUUGGCUGGAGUAUUCUAAGAACCUACUUUCUGUUAGCUGGACCUAUGGGGACAUUACAACUGAAACAUCCAAUUCAACUCUACCUUAUUGGCUUGUUGUGGCUGUUGGACGAAGAAUUAUUAAAAAGAGUGUUCCACACAGCACAAUGACGACUCUGCUUCGAUUACCUCCUGGAGACAUCUAUAACCUAACUGUGGUAGCCUAUACGGAAGGGAGCAGCAACUCCUCAGCACCACAUAUCAUCCAACUCCAGCCCGCUUCUCCCAAGUCACUCUUCGCUGUCAACAAAACACAGACAUCGGUUACACUCCUGUGGGUAGAGGAAGGAGUCAUUGAUCACUACAAGGUCACAUGCAAACAGGUUGGAGCAAGAGAUGAAGGAAAGAAAGAAGAGGUCACCGUUUACUCGCCUAUUGUUACAUUAACCAACCUUGCGCCAUCGACCUCUUACAACUGCAGUGUGACUAGUGUCAGUUAUGAGCGUUACAGUGCUCCAGUUUUCAUCACUAUUUCCACAACAGUUACAGAAGUGAAUUCGAACAUGGUCGUAAUCUCUGCCCUUGCAAUUCUGAGUAUCCUGCUCAUAGGACUGUUGCUGAUUACACUGUUUGUUCUCCGCUGGAAGCACUUGCAACAUGCCAGGAAUUGUGGAGCGGGAAUAUUUGUCAAUUUCGCCACUUUGGAGAGGGAUGGGAAGCUGCCAUUUAACUGGUACGUUCAGAGUGGAAAGGAGAGGCGUAGAAGUAUUUUUGCUGUUCUUGCACUGCUCCCAUCAUGCCUUUGGACUGACUAUCUUUUGGCCUUUGGUAUUAACCCCUGGAAUAAAUAUGCACUGAAGAAGAGGAAGUUGGCCAACCCUGUUCAGCUGGACGAUUUUGAAUUGUAUCUCAAGGACAUGGGUAGAGACUCUGAUUACAAAUUCUCUCUGCAGUUUGAGGAUCUCAAACUUGUGGGUCAGGAUAUUCCCCAUGAUGCAGCUGAACUGCCAGUAAAUCGAUGUAAAAAUCGUUACACUAAUAUCCUGCCGUAUGACUUCAGCCGGGUGAAAUUAAGAUCUCUGCACAGUGAAGAGGGCUCAGACUACAUCAAUGCUAACUACAUCCCUGGCUUUAACUGUGCACAUGAAUACAUUGCAACGCAAGGACCCUUGCCAGAGACAAGAAAUGAUUUUUGGAAAAUGAUAAUGCAGCAGAAGUCAUGUAUCAUCGUUAUGCUCACACAGUGUACUGAGAGGAGACGGGUAAAAUGUGACCAUUAUUGGCCUUUUAAUGAACAGCCUGUUGGUUACGGAGACAUCACUGUUGAAAUGGUCUUUGAAUCAGAGCACGCGGGUCAGUCAGAGGAGACUCAGUCUGAAUGGAUCAUCAGGGAAUUCAACGUCAGCUACGCAGAUGAAAGUCAGAGAGUAAUUCACUAUAAUUACAUGGCAUGGCCAGAUCAUGGUGUGCCCGGUGCCAAUGCAACAGAGAGCAUCUUACAGUUUGUACAAUUGGUGAGGCAAGAGACAAGGGAGAGACCAGGCCCAAUAGUUGUGCACUGCAGUGCUGGUGUAGGAAGAACAGGAACCUUCAUAGCUCUUGACCGCCUCAUGCAGCGUAUCCAGGAGCACGAGUACGUGGAUAUCCUGGGCCUGGUGACUGAGAUGCGUACAUACAGAACAUCAAUGGUUCAGACAGAGGAACAAUACAUUUUCAUUCAUCGGUGUGUGCAGCUGAUGUGGAAAAAGAGAAAGCAACACUACAGUAACAGUGACGUGAUAUAUGAGAAUUCUAGACCAUCCCAGCUCUGAAGCCUGGAAGAUUCCAAACUUUACAGCACACUGCUUUAUUUCUAAACUUCUGGUGUGUCCUGUGCUUGGCUCUAACCACAGAGGAUCACUGCUAGCAACAGAGAGAUGAUAAAAGAACAUUUAUUAAAAAAUGCUCUGGAACAAUGCCUUAAAAGUACCUGUAGUGUCUUUGGACUGUUUCCACCAGAAAAUUCAGCGUGGGACCAAAUUCAUCUGAAAAACAAGUGUUAAAAUAGGUACAAGCAACAACUCCGUAAAGGAAUAAUUGAAGUGUAUUGCAUUCCACUGCUCAUGUUCAGUUAACGCACCAUGUUACACAGAUAAACUUUCACUAAAAGUCUGCUUUCCUGGAUUCAUCUAGCCUUUCUUAUACAAGCCAAAAAAAAUCACUUUAAACUAAAUGGUAAAAACUGUGAAGUGACUGAGGAAUUCAUGGAAUUAUUGUAUUUAUGCAAUAAAGAACAUUGCAUCAGAGAUUGGUGAUUAAGAGGAUUUAUCUGGCACUGCAGAUCCAAGACAUAUUCCUCAAAAAUGCACAUACUGUUAAUUAUAAUUGAUGUUGUGUAAUGCAUUGUGUCUUGACAGUUUCAUUGUGUUGCAGAUGAGGUAAAAUUCACUGUUUUCAUUUAGCAGUUAUAACAAUUAUUUUUCCAACAUCUACACACACUGCCUUUUUGGGUGCUGACUCUUCCUAGUUCUAAAAAGAACAAUCAUUGCCUGACUACACAAAAUUGGAGCUUUAAAUACAAGUGAAACAAGGGAGAAAAGAAUGCUAACGUGAAUUUAAGUCAGAUUUAAUCAUGCAAAAUAUUUAAAGGUGCAAAGAUGUUAUUGUUUACCUAGCGAAUUGUCACAGGAAAUUAACUCCCCAGAAGUAAAAAAUAGUUGAAGGCAAGAUUCAACACAAGUGAUUAAGAACCACAUUUUUGUAGCAGAGAGCAAACCUGUUAAUAUAGUUACCAGAUUAGAAUUUCAAUCAUCAGUACUCGAGUACCAGUUGAUUGGACUUGCUCCAUUUUGAAAUUUUUCUUAAAGUGCAAAAUUGUGUGUGGUCAUGCGUAAAAAUCAUAGGAUGUUACCCCAUAGCAAAUCUCUAGCCGUAAACUAUUGUGGUUCAGAAACAAGAUAUUUACAAAUGCAUCUUACCUUAUAAAGAAAUCCAAAUUAAGUGGAACAACCAGAUAUUGCACAGCAUGUGGUUGAGUUUUGACUAGAUUCUAUAACAGUACAAUUUUUUUUUCUUAAGUUUUCAAUGAGGCAGAAGAGACUAAGUCAUUUGCAUUGCCAUACCUGUGACCUGUUGCUCAGCCCCAAACCAGAAAUUACACCAUCAUACAGAAAUACCAAAUGCAACAUGCCAUUUCUGAUGUUGUGUGCUUAAAAUGAAUAUUCAGAAAAACAUGCAGCACUUGUUCUGCUGUUUGUCACUUUUGUACCAUUCAUAAAUCGUAUUUGUACAUUAAAUCUUUGUAUAAUAGUUUCUCUAAUUUAUUUUUUUUGGGUGGCUUGCUGUAGUGUAGAUUUUUCAGCUUUGAAUUGUACCAGUAUUUGGAAUGCACCAAUGUAAGAAACCCUCUCUGACAAUAAAUCAUUAAUUUGCA